AUGGCCGAAAAUGCUGGAGCUAGUGCUUCAAAUGAUGAUGGCGGCAUCAAAGAGCAAGAGCGCUUACUUCCAAUAGCCAACGUCGGCCGGAUAAUGAAGCAAAUUCUGCCUCCUAAUGCAAAAAUCUCAAAGGAAGCCAAGGAAACUAUGCAAGAAUGCGUUUCUGAGUUCAUUAGCUUUGUCACUAGUGAAGCAUCCGAGAAGUGCAGAAAGGAAAGGCGCAAGACUGUGAAUGGAGAUGAUAUAUGCUGGGCUUUGGCUACUCUAGGUUUUGAUGACUACGCCGUACCACUAAGAAGAUACUUGCACAAGUAUAGAGAGCUAGAAGGAGAUAAAGCAGCAAAUCAAGACAAGGUCGGUAACAGCAACACUGAUCAAGGCAGGGAGGAACCGUCUUCAUAUGGAAGAAACCAAACAAUAAACCAGGCUGUUGCUCCAACUCCAUUGAAGUUCAGCAUGAUUGGCAGCAGUAACAACUCCAAUCUGGGGCCAUUUAAUUGAGCUCCGUUUGCAACAAAGAAGGAAGCUAUCAGGUUAGUUAACCACUAUACUGUUCUAAUCCAAGAAUUUCAGAAGAUAGUCCUGCAAUUUCCUUUCU
Messenger RNA from Theobroma umbraticum, 598 nucleotides. Lineage: Eukaryota; Viridiplantae; Streptophyta; Magnoliopsida; Malvales; Malvaceae. The record is from RefSeq and is a predicted model, not a curated record.